Molecule: messenger RNA, 2281 nt
Organism: Tetranychus urticae (two-spotted spider mite)
Lineage: Eukaryota; Metazoa; Arthropoda; Arachnida; Trombidiformes; Tetranychidae
Product: putative tubulin polyglutamylase ttll-15
Biological process (GO): protein modification process
Source: RefSeq, a predicted model, not a curated record
GAAUAUACAGAAAGUGCAAAUAAAGAGUGUUUAUUAAUAAUCAAUUGAUUCCAAAAUUAUUGAAGUGAAAAGAAGGUAAAGGGUAAAAUGCCUUUGUUUUCAUGUCUCAUCGUCAUCAUUAUUACCAUCAGCAUAAUCAUAAUCGAAUGAAAUGCUAAUCAUAUUUAAGAAAGUUCAAAUGUUUAUGUGAGAGCGACGAAGAAGAUCAUCUGAAUCUUUAAAAGUUGAAAGUCAAGUUUCAUGAGGAUGGCGAUUUGAAUGGAGCUACAUCAUAUCUUUUUUACCUUCACACAAUUCACUAAAUAAUCAUCAGCAUCAUAUUGCUGUUACCAUCUUCUGUUCUUGGGUCAACCACCAUUUUUGUUUUGAAAAAAACUUUGCCCUUAUAACUCUGUGUUAGCAGUUAACUUUUAUUUUCUGUUUGUUUAAAAUGAUACGGCAACGUAAGGAAACAAACAAGAAAUCAGCUGGAGACUCUACCCAAAAACAAAGCAAACAAAGUGGUGGGAUUGACCGAGAUUUAAAUCAAGUCAGGUCAUCUGCUAACAGUAAAUUGGAUUCCUGCAUAAAAUCUCGCUUAAAUUUGAUCACUAGUCUAUUGUCAGUUGUUUUAGUUUUAACUGCCUUUAAUUUGGGAAUGGUGUACAAAAUGAAUUCCGAUGGGUCCAUAGACAUUUCCAAAUUGGAUUCAAUCCUGACUGACGAGGAAGCAUCUUUGGUUGGUAAAAACUCAACCCAAGUUCGUCAAGCAUUAUUGACCAGUGGCAAGCCAAGAGUUUGGAUAAUUGGAAGAAAUAUGGAGUCUGGCUAUCUUCGUCACGUUAUUGAAUCAUUGGACCGUAUUGGUUAUCAACGAGUAGAUGGAUUCAAUCAAGAAUGGGAUGUUUUGUGGUCUCAUGAUUACCCAUUUGGUAAAGAAUUUUUCACUUCUCUCCGGCCACACCAAAAGGUUAACCAUUUUCCUGGUUCUGGUUACAUUACUAACAAGGUUAGUCUUGCAACAACAUCUAUGGAUCAUAUACCGAAAGCUUUCCAUUUACCUAAAGAAAAGGACAAGUUUGUUGAAUAUGCUAAAAAUAAUCCUGAUCGUCUUUGGGUCAAGAAGAGUAACAAUCAUCGAGGAAUUUGGAUAGAAAAGAUUGACGAAAUUAAUUUAGAUGACAGUGGACACUUUGUACAAGAAUAUAUUCAAAAUCCUCUUCUUAUUGACGGAAAAAAAUUUGAUAUUGGUUUGUAUGUCAUUCAAACUUCCAUCAAUCCUCUCAGAGUUUACAUUUAUGAUAAAGACGCACUCCUCCGGUGGUGUGGAAACAAAUACAAUCCAUUCAAUGCCAGUGAUUUUCAGUCUUAUGUUGUUGGAGAUGAUUAUACACCGAUCUGGGAGAUGCCAAGUUUGAGCAAAUAUUUUACCGAACUGAAUUACAACAUGAAGCAAACUUUAAAUAUCUAUCUCAAGUCAAUUGGUAAAGACCCUGAAAUGAUGUGGAACCGAAUUGAAGAAGCAAUUACGAAUGUUUACAAAGAGAAAGAUGCAUCAAUGGCAAGACUUUCUUCGAUGACUUUUCCCGAAUCAAAUCGAAACUUUUUCGAGAUGGUUCGAUUUGACUUUUUAGUGGAUGAAGUUCUCAAUGUUUAUCUCAUGGAAGCUAACAUGUCUUCCAACUUAUCAUCAGCUCAUUUUGCUCCAAACAAAUUACUUUAUGAGCAAGUAUACAAUUUAUUCUCUCUGGUGGGACUAACUCGAUUAGAUGGAUUCGAGGAUUGGCCCCAAUACGAAUCUGAUUCCUGGAAUCUUCGAGUCGCUGACAAAGAUCUAGCUGUUAAUGAAGAUUCAUGCACAUCGGAAGAGUGCUUCAUGUCAUGUCGUUCUGAAGUUUGUCGAACGUGUUACAUGUGUUUAUCAGAUAGUCUCAAAUUGAAUCUCAAAGAUUCUUAUUUGGAGCAUAGUUCAAAAUGGAACUCUAAAAGAUUAAUACCAUCAACGAAAAAUAACUCAGUCAAUCCAACUGAUACAAUAAAUCAAAUCCAAGCAGACUGGUUCAAAGGUAAAUGUGCUAUAAAUAAAGAGUGGUGCACAUGAAACCAUCAGUGAGUUAUUUUAAAAAUCAAAAAUCACGCCUUUUAUAUUGUUGAAUGAGAUCGAAUCAAACCUUUCAAUAUCGUUAGAAUCAUUAUAUGAUUGUUAAAGUACUUGUCCAACUUGCAUCGUUCACACUAGUUAAAAUUAUUGUUUUUAAGUGACAAUCAUCAAUUAAAAUGCCCAUAAUUGUUUAUUGAUCAA